GCACACUUUGCUGAGAGCUCCUGUCACUUGGAGAGAAUAAAGCCACAGGGCGAGUGGCUGGCUGAGGGGAACUUGGGGUGACACCGGGGGACCCCAAUCCAGGCAUCCUGCUCCAUCUGGGGGUCUCCAGUCCUGUCAUCCUACUGUGCUGGCCACUCAGGGGGUCCCACAUCCCAGCAUCCCACCUCCUGCUGGCUGCUCCCCAAACCCAGCAUCCUCUGCUGCCUGUCUGAGAGGGUGAGGAGAGAGGGGCGAUGCUCAAGGUGUCCCAAAUCCAGGAGUCCUGAGCUUGUCAUCUGCCCCCCUCCAGCCUCCUCCUCCUGCCUGGUCCCUCACUGUGUGCUCUCUGUCCAGGGGAGGGGGUCUGGGAUGUCUCCUUGGCUGGCGCCUACAAGCUCCCCUCUGGUCUCACUAUAGUCUUGGCUUGUUGGGGGGAUAAAAAAAGAAGCUGCACCUCGUCAUGUCAAUGAAUAACCUCGUGGAAGGAUCUUUAAACAACCAGAGCCGGCGCCAGACAACUGGAAAGUAUGAUGAUCAUGGAAACAGCAACGGCAGCCAUGUAAAGAUCUUUUUACCGAAGAAGCUGCUUGAAUGUCUGCCAAAAUGUUCAAGUUUACCAAAAGAGAGACAUCGCUGGAACACAAAUGAGGAAAUCGCAGCUUAUUUAAUAACAUUUGAGAAACAUGAAGAAUGGUUAACAACUUCCCCUAAAACAAGGCCGCAGAAUGGUUCCAUGAUCUUAUACAAUCGAAAGAAGGUGAAAUACCGGAAAGAUGGAUAUUGCUGGAAAAAGAGGAAAGAUGGAAAAACAACAAGAGAAGAUCAUAUGAAGCUCAAGGUCCAGGGAGUGGAGUGUCUGUAUGGCUGCUAUGUUCACUCCUCCAUUAUCCCAACUUUUCACCGGCGGUGCUAUUGGCUACUUCAGAAUCCUGACAUUGUACUAGUCCACUACUUGAAUGUUCCUGCCAUAGAGGAUUGUGGGAAACCAUGUGGUCCUAUUCUAUGCUCUAUCAACACCGACAAAAAGGAAUGGGCAAAAUGGACAAAGGAUGAGCUCAUAGGACAGCUUAGACCUAUGUUUCAUGGUAUUAAAUGGACAUGCAGCAAUGGGAACAGCAGUUCAGGGUUUUCAGUGGAGCACCUUGUUCAGCAGAUUCUCGACAGUCAUCAGACCAAACCACAGCCUCGGACGCACAACUGUCUCUGCACUGGCAACUUAGGCGCAGGUAGCAGUGUGCAUCAUAAAUGUAAUAGUGCCAAGCAUCGCAUCAUCUCACCAAAGGUCGAGCCAAGGACAGGUAGCUAUAGUGCCCACUCGGAAGUCCAAAACAAUGACGUUUCAGAAGGCAAGAAUGAGCACAGUCAUGGCAAAUCCUCCAGCCGGGAAAAAAGAAAUGGUAAAAUGGCAAAACCUGUGCUGCUGCAUCAAAAUAGUACUGAGGUUUCUUCUACAAAUCAAGUGGAAGUUCCCGAUACUACACAGAACUCUCCAGUAUCAAUUAGCAGUGGGUUAAAUAGUGAUCCAGACAUGGCUGACAGUCCUGCUGUCACAGGUGUUUCUAGCAUGACUGUUGCCUCUGUGAUGGGGAGUCUGUCCCAAAAUGCCACUGUAUUUAUGUCAGAAGUCACAAAUGAAGCAGUAUACUCAAUGUCACCUAACACUGGUCCCAACCAACAUCUUUUAUCCUCAGAUACAACUACCCAGGGACUAGUACUGGCUGUAAGUUCUGAUGGCCACAAGUUUGCCUUCCCUACAACUGGGAGCUCAGACAGCUUGUCAAUGUUGUCUGCCAAUGUCUCAGAAGAGCUUGUGCUUUCUACCACCUUAGAUAGUACUCGGAAGAUACCAGAAACCACCAUGAAUUUUGACCCAGACUGUUUCCUCAACAACCCCAAGCAAGGACAGACCUACGGUGGAAGUGGUCUUAAAGAAGAUAACAUUAGCAGUAACAUACGCAGAUCGUCUAGCUCUGAUCGUAAUUUUGGAUUCAAUGCAGCUUUAGUUAAAGAGAUAAAAACAGAGGACACAACAUUUGAGCAACAGUUAUCAAAAGAGAGUUUUCCAUCCACCUCAUCAAAUACGCUAACUCUCACUCCUGGUUCCAGCUUACUACCUUCUGGAGGAGGUCUUAGUCCUAGCACUACACUAGAACAAAUGGAUUUCAGUGCAAUUGAUUCCAACAAGGAUUAUUCAACUAGCUAUAACCAGACAGUACAGAGCCCCCAUGUCCAUCAGACUCCUUCCCCAAGCUUCUUUCUACAAGAUGCCAGCAAACCUAUUCCUUUAGAACAAAAUCCCCACAACAAUAUAAAUGACUCAAACAACACUUAUGUCAACACAAUGGGAAUACCGAAUGUUAAAACAGAAGCAUCAGCCCAAACAACAAAUAAUUGUAAUGGUACUAUAGAUCAAACUAGGAUAGAAUCAGCCUCUUCUCUCCAGCUGAUGCAAUUCCAAGCCAAUUUUCAAACUAUGACAACUGAAGAGGUUCCUAUGGAAACAUCCCAGCAGCCUGAAGGAAAUGACAAUUUGCUCAAGCCUGGAGACCUCCAAGCCUGUAAUGCUGAACACUAUAUGCAGCCAGAAAAUGGUGCUGGAAUGAGGAAUGGUACUCUCCCCAUACUGCAGGGGAAUAUGGUACAAGGCCUCUACCCUGUUGCCCACCAGGCCCUAAGUAACUCUUCCAACAUGGAACUUAACUUAGAUCAUUUUGACAUUUCCUUCAGCAACCAGUUUUCUGACCUUAUUAAUGAUUUUAUAUCUGUAGAGGGUGGGAGUAAUACAAUAUAUGGACAUCAGCUUGUGGCCGGAGACAACAAUGUGUUGCCCCAAACGGAGGAUGCUAACAGACCACCGUAUACUCAGGCAGAAAUGUGCAUACCUUGUUGUAGCCCUCAACAAGCUGGUAUGCAACUAAGCAAUUCUGAAACAACCACCAUGGCCUACAUGCAUGUGGCCGAAGUAGUAUCAGCGGCAGCUCAAAGCACCCUGGGGAUGCUGCAACAGAGUGGGCGUUUGUUCAUGGUGACCGAUUAUUCCCCUGAAUGGUCCUAUCCUGAGGGAGGAGUAAAAGUCUUAAUUACGGGGCCAUGGCAAGAAGCCAGCAGUAACUAUAGCUGUCUGUUCGAUCAGAUAUCAGUUCCUGCAUCUCUAAUACAACCUGGUGUCUUGCGCUGCUAUUGUCCAGCACAUGAUACUGGCCUGGUCACUCUGCAGGUCGCCUUCAAUAAUCAGAUUAUCUCCAACUCUGUUGUCUUUGAAUACAAAGCGAGAGCUCUUCCAACACUCCCAUCUUCUCAACACGACUGGCUGUCUUUGGAUGAUAACCAAUUUAGAAUGUCGAUCCUGGAACGCCUGGAGCAGAUGGAAAGGAGAAUGGCCGAGAUGACAAGUUCUCAACAACAUAAGCAAAGUGUAGGAGGAGGCAACGGUGGUGGAGCCAACAGCGGUGGAAACCAAGCACAAUGCGCUGCUGGACCCGGAGCUAUUGGAAGUUGUUUCGAAAGUCGCGUGGUGGUUGUGUGUGAAAAGAUGAUGAGUCGAGCUUGCUGGGCUAAAUCUAAACACCUGAUCCAUUCAAAGACCUUCAGAGGAAUGACUCUGCUUCACCUUGCUGCUGCACAGGGAUAUGCAACACUCAUACAGACCCUUAUCAAGUGGAGAACGAAGCAUGCUGACAGUAUUGAUCUGGAAUUAGAAGUAGAUCCUUUAAAUGUUGAUCAUUUCUCGUGUACACCCCUGAUGUGGGCCUGUGCCCUGGGCCAUACGGAGGCUGCAGUUGUUCUUUAUAAGUGGGACCGGCGGGCCAUAUCUAUUCCUGACUCGCUUGGCAGACUGCCUCUCUCCAUUGCACGUUCCCGGGGCCAUGUCAAGCUGGCUGAGUGUCUGGAACAGUUGCAAAGAGAGGAACAGACACAAAUUGGUCACAACUCCAGAAUACAAUGUUCUCCUAAUUCAGAGACCAAUGAAGACAAUUGGCUAACUCAGUGGCAAAAUGACACCAUUACUUCUCAAGAAUCUCAGAGAGGAGUUACAAUAAUUUCUAAUGUUAAUACAGAAUUAAGGAGACCACGAUCUGAACCCUCUAAUUACUACAGUAGUGAAAAUCCAAAAGAUUACCCGGCGCCCAAAAAACACAAAUUAAACCCUGAAUACCUUCAGGUUAGACAAGAGAAAGUAAUUUCGACUGCCCUAGGUUUAGACCACCCAUCUACCAGGAAGCAAAACUCGGUCUCCAAACAGUCUCUUCCUGAAACACUUUCCCACAGUGAAGAAAUGCGGAACUUCAGCAGAGAAGUCCCCACACGUACUCCAGACACAUCUGGGUACAGAGGCCAAACUGGACUGAAAUGGAGCCCGAAAGAGCUUUACCUAGGGGUGUCUGCUGCACAGUUGACAGGAGCUUCAAAGGUUUCUGGGGUAGGAAAGGACAUUGUGGACCACAGGAUACAUCAAAGAGAAUCGAUGAAUGUCUUAAUGAUGUCGGAGAGAGAAAUGGUGGACACUGAGCUAUUGUCCUACAGAGAGAACCUGGAGAGCGAAGACUGCUUGCAGCAUAUGGAUGACCUACAGGUAAACAUGAUGAAUUUGGCAGAACAAAUUAUAGAGGCCACACCUGAUAGGAUCAAGAGGGAGAAUUUUGUACCUAUGGAGCCCCCACUGGAGGAGAGGGCAGACACGGCGGGAUUUAGCACUACUAUGAGCUGGCUGGCCAGUUACCUUGCAGAUGUUGAUCACUUACCUAGCGCUGCGCAAAUAAGGUCUCGCUACAUUGAGCCCCUGACUCCUUCUUCCAACACCAGCUUAAGCCCUGCCUGCUCCCCAAUUAGUGAAACAUUUGAAAAACCAAGUCUGCCAUCAGUUGCCGACUGGUCGGAAUUUCUCAGUGCAUCCACCAAUGAGAAGGUUGAGAAUGAAUUUGCCCAGCUGACCCUGUCGGAUCAUGAGCAACGAGAGCUGUACGAGGCAGCAAAACUUGUCCAGACAGUAUUUAGGAAAUAUAAGGACCGUCCACUGAGAGAGCAGCAGGACGUGGCCGCAGCUGUUAUUCAGCGGUGUUACAGAAAGUACAAGCAGCUGACAUGGAUUGCCUUGAAGUAUGCACUUUAUAAAAAAAUGACCCAAGCCGCAAUCCUCAUCCAGAGCAAAUUCCGAAGCUAUUAUGAACAGAAGAAAUUUCAGCAGAGCCGACGGGCCGCGGUGCUUAUCCAACAAUACUACAGAAGUUAUAAAGAAUGUGGCAAAAUCAAACAGAAACGUCGGACAGCCUCAAUGGUGCAACAGAAACUGAGAAGCAGUCUCCUUACAAAGAAGCAGGACCAGGCUGCUCGGAAGAUUAUGAGGUUUUUACGUCGCUGCCGUCACAGCCCUCUGGUGGACCAUAGGCUGUACAAAAGGGGUCUGAAUGUUUGUGGAGCAAACAUGUGUGUAUUAAAUAGCAGAAAGAAUGCUCAGAGGUGUCAUCCUUAUUGGGCAGCUCUGAGUUUUUUACUUUGCAUUACUGAGAUUUCUGGAAAAUGGCAAGCGAUCAAAUUUCCCAAAUUCCCCACACGCCAUUUCAGCUCUAAGAGCAACAGAGUGAAAGAAUUGAAAAAGGCCAAGGAACUUGAAGAUAUAAAACAACGUCCCUUAGCAAUGUGACAGCGCUUUUCAGACUGUUUUCAUUUUCUGUUUUUAGCAGAGACAUGCAACAAAAAAAAAUAAAAAAAUUAAAUAAAAAAUAAAAAAUAAAAUAAAAACCACUGCAGAUUUCGAGAGAUAACCUGCAGGAUUUUAACAGUAAUCUUUUGGUCAUUGCAUUUGCACUUUCAUAGACAACUUUUGCUUUGUUCAGCAAGACAUCUUGGAAUUGAAUCUUCUGUUGAAUCAUGGGAAACAAAAUGGCGCCAGGCAGAGUUCGAGAGUAUCUCUAACCUUUCCGAGGGUGGAGAGGUGUGUGAUUCACAUAGGGCUGAAUUCAAACAACGUGUGGAACUGUACAAAUAUUAUACCAAAAAUUAUUGAGAAAAGGUGGAAAUGCACAAGCAACAAUUAAAUGCUACACCCAGAACCAUUGAUUCGCUCACAAGUAUUGUGCCCAGGAAAACACAAGAUCGUGAAUAUGCUGGAAGGGUUUGGAUCAUGAUUCUUAUCUUUUUCUUCUGACUUUUCUCUGUCGCUUAUAUCGUCUUCAUUACUGGGUCUUCACUGUUGCAGAUAUUUCCAGCGCUGAAGAAGUCAACCCCAUACAUAACAUAUGCAAUAUAUAUGCAUAUAUGAUUAGAUAUAUUAAUGCUUAGAACAUUUUUUCGAAUUCAAUAAACCUGCACGAAUCCUAGGUUUUACCUUCAAGAAUGUGAAUCUUUUAGAAAACCAUUAGGAAACCAUUGAUGUGACCUCUAAAAAAAAAAAAGAACAUGUACCAAACAAAACUUACCAGAACUUAAACCAUUCUUCAGAAACAAAAGCUAUCAUUGGGUAACAAGCUUUGUAUAUAGUCAUUUAUUUACAUAUGCUCAUUAUAUUUUUGACAGAAAUGUUUGGAGUCCAUUUUGGGUUUGCGAAAGGCCAAUGCAAAAAUUCAUUUGGCAAAGAAAAACGUUGGCUUUGGAGAUACAUUGAAAUGAUGUUAAUCCUUUUUCAUAUAGCAGUUGAUGUGCGGUUUGCAAAAGGUGAUAAAUAUACAUAUUCAACGUCAACAAAAAAUGUGCUCUGUAUAAUUUUUAUUAUACAUUGUACAUUAAAAACUGUUGAUCAAUUUACAGAAAAAAAAAUAUAAUAAUCUGUCUUUUCUGGGAGUAGUUAUUUUAAGUUCCCUAAAUAUUGUCCUCACAAAUGCUAAAAGUGAUAUCUAUGCAUCCUGUGUUUUAAUCUUAAAUUAGAAAGAUGAUUGUAAUUUUUCCAUUUUUUAAAAUUAAUAAAUUUGAUCAUCUACUAAUCACUGGAAUUAGAGAUAUGUAUAUAAAAUUAAUUAGAGAGGAUUACUUUUUAAAACUAUGUUUUCUCAUUGUUAUUUAUUCUAUAUUCAUAUACCUGUAGACAAUAUAUUCAUAGCUGACAACAAAAUCAUGUUAUAUCUAUUUAUAUAUACGUAUAUCUAUUUAUCUAUAUAGUUAGAUGUAUAGGUAUACAGGUAUAUAUAAAUAUCUACAUAGUUAUAUAUACGUAAAAUGCCCAUAGGGGUUGCAUUUACAUUGCGUGAACAUUUUAACACCUAAUAGUCAAUGUGGUGCUGCGUGCAAGCCAGUUAAUAUAUUUGGGGCUUAUCUAUUAACAUACCUGAGAAAAAUAAAUUGUAUAUACAAUAGAAGGAAUUUGGAAAGAAAAAUACUAUUUGAGAGAGAUUAUUAUUGAAAUGAAAGAAAAUUUGAUUAUAUCGAGGUGGGUAAAUAACACGCCGGAGACCACUAAUAUUUGUAUAGUCUGUUGGAAUGAAAAUGAAAAGUGUGGAUGUAUUGUUUUGUUUGUACAUAAUGUAUAUAUUAAAAAUAAUUUAAAAAAGAUACGUGCAUGAAAUCAAGACACAAAAGAAGUGAAUAAGCAAAGCAUUAGUGGAUAUGGUCUGUAAAAUUAAACAAAACUUUAUUUCACUAUAAGAGUACUUUAUUUUAAAUGUUCUUUAGAAGAACAUUUUGCUAAAGCAUGACUAAACUGCAAAAAAAAGAGCUACUGUAUUUAGACUUAGAAAAAAAAAGCCGAAUAACAUUAUUAUUAAAAAAAAAAAAAAAAAAAUG
Messenger RNA from Pelobates fuscus (common spadefoot toad), 7713 nucleotides. RefSeq names its product calmodulin binding transcription activator 1 (gene CAMTA1). The record is from RefSeq and is a predicted model, not a curated record. The transcript has 24 exons. Gene Ontology annotation, cellular component: nucleus. Gene Ontology annotation, biological process: regulation of transcription by RNA polymerase II. NCBI's taxonomy places the organism in Eukaryota, Metazoa, Chordata, Amphibia, Anura, Pelobatidae. Gene Ontology annotation, molecular function: double-stranded DNA binding; transcription coregulator activity; protein binding. Bases 461 to 5641 code for a protein of 1726 amino acids.